AUUGAAUCCGAUAAAAAAUCCCAUUUUUCGUUUUUUUCGGUUUCCUGUUGUUUAGGUUUCAACAACCCCCGCGAGGAAUCGAAGAGCAAGAGUUGGGGGGCUGAAUUCGAUUCCCAGCCCCCCGCCCUCCUGGUUCAUCGCCACUUUUGUUGGAUUGGAUUGGCCUCAAUAAGAGACAGAGAAGUUCAGCCAGUUUUUAUUCUAUAACUUAAAGUUGGUUUAUAGAGAAGAAGCACCUAUGAGGCUAAGGGUUCUGGCCAGCUAGAUAUUUGUAAUGCAUCGUUUUAUAUCAAUUCUGCUGUGGCAUUUUGAUGGCUAUUCCUGUACUGCAAUCACUGAGUGAAGAUCAAACUGAUAGAGUACCUUUGCUGAUGGAACAGUCUAUAAGUCAAGAUACUCAUGAACAUAUAGUUAAUAUACCUCAAACAGGUGUUGCGUCCACGUCAACAUCUAAUGGAGAUGAUUUCACUGACUCGGAUGAAUUGCAUCAAGAGGAUAGAACUUCAGCAAGUUUACAAGCUCCUAGCACGCAGUCAUUUUUACUCUCACCCACUGUAUCCAACUCCAGAAAUUCUUCUGUUACAAGGAGAGGUGAUACCUAUGGUCGUCGUCACAGGAGCCCCUUGAAUUCUGGUUUUUGGAUUUCUGUUGAGCUUGUUGUCAAUUUGAGCCAGAUUACAGCGGCAGUUAUCGUUCUCUCCUUGUCCAGGGAUGAGCAUCCACGGGCUCCGUUAUUCACAUGGAUCAUGGGCUAUACAGUAGGAUGUAUUGCUAGUCUACCUCAUCUUUAUUGGCGUUACAUUCACCGCAGCAGUCAGGGUUCUGAUCAGGACUCAGCUCAUUUACGUAGAAAUUCAUCUCAAAACAACCAUAUUGAGUCAAAUUCUUACACUACCAUCACUGUUACUCAAGGAGAAGGCCAACAAAAUGCUACUCUAUCUUCACGUUUUGGACGAAAUUUAAUUACUUUCAGUCCCAGAUUAAACGCAUUUGUCGACCACUUAAAGAUGGCUCUGGAUUGCUUCUUUGCUGUGUGGUUUGUUGUUGGGAAUGUGUGGAUUUUUGGGGGACACUCUUCUGCUGCUGAUGCUCCCAAUUUGUACAGGCUAUGUAUAGUGUUCCUGGCAUUUAGCUGCAUUGGGUAUGCCAUGCCGUUCAUUUUGUGUGCAACAAUAUGCUGCUGCUUGCCUUGCAUAAUAUCGAUAUUAGGCUUCAGAGAGGAUAUGAACCAGACAAGGGGAGCGACACCUGAAUCGAUCAAUGCCUUGCCUAGUUACAAGUUCAAGUUAAAAAGAGCCUGUACAGGAGAGAAAAUGAGGAUAACUCAGAAAAGCAUAGGUGAGGGUGGGAUCUUGGCUGCUGGUACUGACAAGGAACGAGCUAUUUCUGCCGAAGAUGCUGUUUGCUGCAUCUGCCUAGCAAAGUACGUAGACAACGAUGAGCUACGUGAACUGCCAUGCACCCACUUCUUCCACACUGAAUGUGUUGAUAAAUGGCUCAAGAUAAAUGCAUCAUGUCCUCUUUGUAAAUUUGAGGUCGGUGAGGCUGCGGGCGCAACUUCUGGUUCCAAUUCCGGCAGUCACAAUGAUGAUCGAAGGGUGGGAAGUGGAGGGGACCUUCAAGAAACACAGUAAUGACACCUCUGCUUCUGCCGAAGAUUUUUUAAUCAAUGAGGGACAUAUGUAUGUAUUCUCCCUUGUCUGUUGAUGCUGGUAUGCAACCUGCAUCAUUUCUAGUCCCUUGUUUAGAGAAGAAUUACCUUAAAGCUUCAGCAUAUAACAAAGUCAGAACCGAUGGUUUGCUUAUGGCUUUGAGAUCUUUACUAGACCGGAUGAUCAAAUGGGGGAUCAUUUGUUGUAUAAGAAAGAUGGAAUGCACUCAUUAGAGAGACAAGAGCACUAGGUUUGUGAUGGCUUCUGAUUUUGUAAUUCAUAGGAAAAGGAAAAAAAAAGGUGGACAGGGAUGAUACAAUGGAAGUAAACACCAUUUGCAUGUAGACUUUGAUAUAAUCUCAUGUGUUAUGAUAAAACCAAGGUUUUGUAAAGGCUAUAUGUUGUAAACUGGCAGGAUCAUGAGUGUUGAUAUGAUACAGAAUGUCUAAGAAAAUAGCUUUUAUUA
This is a messenger RNA of Dioscorea cayenensis subsp. rotundata (Guinea yam), 2118 nucleotides long. Its product is annotated as E3 ubiquitin-protein ligase At1g63170-like. The record is from RefSeq and is a predicted model, not a curated record. NCBI's taxonomy places the organism in Eukaryota, Viridiplantae, Streptophyta, Magnoliopsida, Dioscoreales, Dioscoreaceae.